Candidozyma haemuli is the source of this 1626-nucleotide messenger RNA. Its product is annotated as sugar porter family MFS transporter. Gene Ontology annotation, molecular function: carbohydrate:proton symporter activity. Lineage: Eukaryota; Fungi; Ascomycota; Pichiomycetes; Serinales; Metschnikowiaceae. The record is from RefSeq and is a predicted model, not a curated record. Gene Ontology annotation, cellular component: plasma membrane. The transcript has a single exon. The coding region runs from base 1 to 1626 and encodes 541 amino acids. Gene Ontology annotation, biological process: transmembrane transport; carbohydrate transport.
AUGUCUCAAACUAACUUGGAGCAAACCCACUCGGGCGCUCCCACUAACAUUACCAACCCCAACGACAACAUCUUGUUGGACAAGGAAAUCGACAAGGAUGUUACCAUUGACCCUCCUAAGGAGGUGAACACCAGAUCAGGAAAGGAGUACAUUGCCAUGUCUAUUUUCUGUUUCUUGGUUGCCUUUGGUGGUUUCGUGUUUGGUUUCGAUACCGGUACCAUUUCUGGUUUCGUUGCUAUGGAUGACUUUAAGGAGAGAUUUGGUCAGCUUAACGGUUCUGGUGAAUACUACCUUUCUAACUCGAGAACAGGUUUGAUGGUUUCUAUUUUCAAUGUCGGUUGCUGUAUCGGUGGUAUCUUUAUUGGCAGAAUCGGUGACAUGUGGGGUAGAAGAAUCGGUAUCAUGGUUGCCAUGGCUAUUUACGUUGUUGGUAUUGCCAUUCAGAUUUCUUCCGAUGACAAGUGGUACCAGUUCUUUAUUGGUCGUAUGGUUACUGGUCUUGCUGUCGGUACUGUUUCUGUCGUUGCUCCAGUGUUCAUUUCCGAAGUUGCUCCUAAACAAGUCAGAGGUACCUUGGUCUGCUGCUACCAGCUUUGUAUCACUUUGGGUAUCUUUAUCGGUUACUGUUGCACUUACGGUACUAAGACGUACGACGAUGCCAAGUGUUGGAGAAUCCCAUUGGGUCUUUGCUUUGUCUGGGCUGCUUUGUUGGUUGCCGGUAUGGUGAACAUGCCUGAAUCCCCAAGAUUCUUGAUGAGCAAACAGCGUGUUGACGAUGCCAGAAGAUCCAUUGCCAGAUCUAACAAGGUUGACAUUAACGAUGAUGUUGUUGAGGCUGAAAUCAGAACUAUCCAGGCUGGUCUUGACAAGGAGGCUCUUGCUGGUAACGCUGACUGGAUGGAGUUGAUUAACGGUAAGCCAAAGAUUCUCAGAAGAGUGUUGGUUGGUGUCAUGACUGCCAUUUUGCAGCAACUUUCUGGUAUCAACUAUUUCUUCUACUAUGGUACUACCAUUUUCAAGGCUGUCGGUAUGGAUGACUCUUUCAAGACUUCGAUUAUUCUUGGUGCUGUCAACUUUGUUUCCACUUUCGCUAACAUUUGGGCCAUUGAGAGUUUGGGUAGAAGAAAGACCCUUUUGAUUGGUUCCGUUUGCAUGACCAUCUGUUUGAUUAUCUACUCGGCUCUUGGUUCCGCCCACUUGUACAUUGACGGUUUCGACAACACUCCAGAAAACACCAGAAAGCCAACUGGUAACGCUAUGAUUUUCAUUACCUGUUUGAACAUUUUCUUCUUUGCCUCGACCUGGGCAGGUGGUGUCUACUGUAUCCUUUCCGAAACUUACCCAUUGAGAAUUCGUUCCAAGGCCAUGUCUGUUGCUACUGGUGCUAACUGGAUGUUUGGUUUCUUGAUUGCCUUCUUCACUCCAUUCAUCACUUCGGCCAUCCACUUCAACUACGGUUUCGUGUUUGCCGGUUCCAUGUUGUUCUCGGUGUUCUUCAUUUACUUCUUCCUUUGUGAGACCAAGGGUCUUUCCUUGGAAGAGGUUGACGAAAUGUAUGCAUCUGGCUUGAAGGCCUGGAAGACCAGCGAUUUCGUCCCACAAGCUGAGAAGAACGAAGAGGUUUAA